Schistosoma mattheei is the source of this 1134-nucleotide messenger RNA. The record is from the annotation of a GenBank genome assembly. Lineage: Eukaryota; Metazoa; Platyhelminthes; Trematoda; Strigeidida; Schistosomatidae.
AUGAAUGCAAAUAUAAAACUAUGGACCAGGACUUGUGUACAAUGUCAACGCAGUAAAAUACAUAGACAUACGAUUACAACACCGUCAGCAUUUAGUCUACCCGACCAUCGUUUUCAACAUGUUCAUGUUGAUUUAGUUGGUCCUCUGCCUCCAUCUAAUGGAUUCACUUACAUUUUUACUGCAGUGGACCGUUUCACUAGAUGGCCAAUGGCAUGCCCAAUAAAAGAUAUCUCCGCGGAAAAUGUUGCUGCUGUAUUCCUCGACAGAUGGAUCGCUAAUUUCGGUGUACCUUCUACAGUUACUUCUGACAGAGGUUCACAGUUCCAAUCUCACCUCUUCAAUGAAUUUACCCGCAUUUUAGGAAUCCAUCACAUCACUACAACAGCAUACCAUCCAGCAGCGAAUGGACUAGUGGAACGAUUCCACAGACAACUAAAAAGCUCAUUGAUGGUACAGCCUGAUGUUUCUAGAUGGAGUGAAUCUCUACCUCUUAUUUUACUAAGCAUACGUUCCACAAUUAAAGAAGACCUACAAUGUACUCCGGCACAGCUCGUCUAUGGAGCUAAUUUAACCUUACCGGGGCAGCUAGUGACGCAUAAUGGCAAACCCGUAUGUACGGAUCCCACUUCUUUUUGCGAAAGACUAAUGAGCCAUAUGAAUAACAUUAAGCCUGUUGCACCUCGGCCAGUUGUCUUAAAAGAGCAAGUUAGCAAGCAUCUAAAUACGUGUAAAUUUGUGUUUGUUCGUGUUGACUCCGUAAGACGCCCUCUACAACAUCCUUAUGAAGGACCAUUUGAAGUAGUUGAGAGGCAAACAAAAUAUUUCACAAUCAAUAAGAACGGAAAAAAAGAAACAGUUUCGAUCGACAGGAUAAAACCUGCUUUUAUAGAAUCUGAAACACAUGACAGCCGAAAGCCGUCUAAAGACAGCGGUGAUCACACAACGCAGCUUCCAGUGUUUCCAAAUAAUUCUUCACCAACUCCGACGAAAUCAAUAUUCGGUAAAACAGACAGUUCUAAGGUUACAGUUCCCACAAAUUUAAAUCCUAGUUCCGACACUUUAACCUCUACGAAAACAACUCGUUCAGGAAGACAUGUACAUUUUCCUAAACGUUAUGUUGAAUUAAUUACUUAA